Effrenium voratum is the source of this 1709-nucleotide messenger RNA. Lineage: Eukaryota; Dinophyceae; Suessiales; Symbiodiniaceae. The record is from the annotation of a GenBank genome assembly.
GGAACUGCGAUUCAGACCAUUCCAAACUUCAGGUUUGAAACCCGCGAUCACCUGGGCUGAUGCUUGGCUGCCUCCGGGUGAUUCGGAAUCAUGCAGAGUACUGCUUUCCUCAGUUCAUCCUCAUGUUUGGGGUGCUCAGCUCAGUUUCGCGUAGCUCGCUCUUGGCGAUGGCAAUGCACGUUUCGCGCAGCCUGUCAGCUUACCAUGCCCGUCGCGCUGCUGGGCGCGCUGGCGGAUGAUCCGCUCUUGGGUCUAGACAACUCCAGCCUAAAUUCCGUGCUGGCGCUGGGCACAUUGGCCAGAGCCGUGGGGAAGCUUUUCAACGGAGUUUUGCUGGACCACUUUGGGGUCCGCCCAUUCCUUUUCGUGGUGCUGCUGCUGGCCAGCGGCGCUUGCUGCGCGCUGGCCGUGGCUCAGAGCAUCGGUAUGGUGGGCCUCGCAGUGGUGGUGCUCAGCUACUGCAGCUCCGGCUCUUGGCUGAGUGGCUGCAAGCUUAUCGAGCGGCGUUUCAAGGAGGACUCGAGCCUUUGCUUCUCGGUGCUGGCCACGUGCUCUCGCCUGAGCGCUGUGCUGACGCGCCUGGCGCUGGGGCUCGUCCUCCUGCUACUUCCCUGGCGCCGCAUCGCGGAGCUCUCAGCUUUGGUGAUGCUGGGCGCCUGGGCCUUGGUUCAGGCCCUGCUGAAGACGGACCACGAGAAGGACGCCGAUGGCAAGCCCAAGCUGCAGGUGGAACCUGCCACUCCCAGGGACAAGGAGGAGGUGCAGCGCGAGGUAUGCUCGGCCUCGAGCGGCAUCCGCCCUGUUCUGUGCAACCGAGGCCUGCAGCUGCACGCCGUGGCCGUGGUGGGCGCUACCUGCCUCAUGUCCAUGGAGAACCUGGGCCCUCUGCUGCUGAAGGACCUGGCGAAUCUCAGCAACGCUGAAGCGAGCAUGCAUGCCGCCAUUUUCCCAGCUGGCGUGAUGCUUGGCGUUUUCACGCUGCCCCACUUCCACGUUCGGAUUGCGAGCCCAACAGGACGGCUCCUUUUCGAGCUGGGCUUGCAGUCCCUGAUCCUGGUGGCUGGAGGCUUUCUGCUGGUCCUAGUCUCCUUGCCUCCGAAGACCGUGCGCGUGGAGUUCAUCCUCAGUUGCUUGGCUUGUAUAGCGUUGGGCGUCUCGUUCAACUACUACAUUAAGCCGGGCCUGCACAUCGUGGAGUUCGGGGACCGCUGCGCCACGGCCUCGUCGAUGCUGGACGCGGCGGGCCUGGGAGGCGCGGUGGCCUUCCAGUGCCUCCUCUCAGUGGUCUUCCGCUGCGGCGGCUCGUGGCCCGGGGUGGCGGCGGCGCUCAUAGGCUCGGUGCUGGUCUUGAGCAUGGGCACUGUGCUCUUCUUCCUGGAGCGCUCCGCAGGCGCCUUCAAGUGCCGGCAGCUACGGGACCUGCUUUGCAUGAAGGCCUUCCGGGCAGGUUUGCUGCUUUUGGGAGGUAGCGCUGUGGUGCUUCUUGCUCUACAACAGGGCAUGCUGCCCCAGGACGGGGCGUCGGCGAAUGACGUGUCCCGCUUCAUUGCAGCCGGAAAAUGACCAUGGCUGAGAUUGCAGCCGGCGUGGUGUGGGAAGACAGGGGCCCAAAGCACCCAAGACAAAAGAUCUUGGCUCGGCCUCGGUAGCCCUCGUCGGAGAUGAGGGCUGCGACAGCCGGAGCUUCUGUCGCCAAAGCGUUUCUCGAC